Arabidopsis lyrata subsp. lyrata is the source of this 892-nucleotide messenger RNA. RefSeq names its product transcription factor PRE3. The record is from RefSeq and is a predicted model, not a curated record. Gene Ontology annotation, molecular function: protein dimerization activity. NCBI's taxonomy places the organism in Eukaryota, Viridiplantae, Streptophyta, Magnoliopsida, Brassicales, Brassicaceae. The transcript has 2 exons. The coding region runs from base 234 to 515 and encodes 93 amino acids. Gene Ontology annotation, biological process: regulation of DNA-templated transcription; regulation of growth.
AUUAUAUUGUUCAUAAACAAAUAAUAAAAAGGCCUACAUAAAUACAACCGUCGAUCGCUUCACUUAUUUCCUUCAUACUAUCAACUCUUCUCUCCCUCUCUCUUCCUUUUCCGGCAUAACUUGUGUGUUACCCUAAACUCCAUAUCCUGUUUCAUCGAUAAAUUAAAGUGCCUUUGCUACUAAUAUCUAUCACUCUUACUACUUGUCGAAUAAUAAUUCAACAAAAAAAAAAAAUGUCGGGAAGAAGAUCACGUUCGAGGCAAUCAUCAGGAACUUCAAGGAUCUCAGAAGAUCAAAUCAAUGAUCUCAUUAUCAAGUUGCAACAGCUUCUUCCUGAGCUCAGGGACAGUCGUCGCUCCGACAAGGUUUCAGCAGCGAGGGUGUUACAAGAUACGUGCAACUACAUAAGGAAUCUGCAUAGAGAGGUUGAUGAUCUAAGCGAGAGGUUAUCUGAGUUACUUGCAAACACAGACACUGCACAAGCUGCUUUAAUCAGAAGCUUACUUACCCAAUAAUUCCUAUCUUUUUGUUCUUCUUCUUCUUCUUCUUCUUUUUUAUUGUUUACUAUAAUAAUAAUAAUAAUAGUUUGCGGAUUGAUUUUUCUAUAGAUGAUGACCUUAUAAACGUUGAAUGAUACGAGUUCGUCACUUCUGCUUUGGUCAUAAAUAUUCGCUUGUUUCCAAUAUAAAACCUUUGCCCUUUUUCGGUUAUCUUGUUUGUCUCCUUUUUCAUAUAUACAUUCGGUUAGGGUUUUGUUCACCAAAAGACUUGGCUAUGUUCAUUUUCCAAGCUUUUAUUUGUUUUGUCUUUUUUAGUAAUUUAAAACAUGUCAUAACAAGAGCUCUUAUAUGAAGAACAACGAAUUUGUAAUUUAAAAUAUGCCAUUUAAGAA